This is a messenger RNA of Oppiella nova, 459 nucleotides long. The record is from the annotation of a GenBank genome assembly. NCBI's taxonomy places the organism in Eukaryota, Metazoa, Arthropoda, Arachnida, Sarcoptiformes, Oppiidae.
GCCAACCACGUGACCCGCAAAGAGGGCCUGGAGUUUGCGCAACGAAAGAAUGUCCAGUUCUUCGAGAGUUCCGCAAAACUAGACAUAAAUAUAUCGGAACUCUUCUCCAAGACUUUUGACGGAAUGAUUAAACGCUAUGUUUUGACACCUAUUUUGAAGUCUACCCUCAAGUAUAAGGCCGUAGUGUUAGGCGAUCCCAGUGUCGGCAAAUCGGCUAUAAUCGAGCGCUUAUGCGGACAUCCAUUUCCCGGUGACAUCUCUAUUGGCACUCAAUUUAAUUCAGUUAUAAGUAAAAUAAAUCAUUGCUCUGUAAUAAUGGAGUUUUGGGACACUAAUGGACAGACUGGAGACCAAUCAUUAGCGCAAAUGAUGCCAAUGUACUACCGGAGCGCACACACCGUACUACUCGUAUACGACAUACACUGUCAGCAAUCGUUCAACAAUUUGCAUAAAUAUCUC